Hypomesus transpacificus is the source of this 1987-nucleotide messenger RNA. RefSeq names its product 4F2 cell-surface antigen heavy chain. The record is from RefSeq and is a predicted model, not a curated record. NCBI's taxonomy places the organism in Eukaryota, Metazoa, Chordata, Actinopteri, Osmeriformes, Osmeridae. The transcript has 10 exons. Gene Ontology annotation, biological process: amino acid transport; carbohydrate metabolic process. Bases 165 to 1676 code for a protein of 503 amino acids.
CAGCGCCACAGGUCCACCACAAGCACAUCCACACUGAAGAGGAGGAAGACACUGAGGGAGAGACUGAUAAAGACAAAACAAGAGCAGAGGGAGUUAAUAACAGAUACAGAGAGUGAGAGAGUUAAAGGCCUGUAGGUCACCAGCAACCCAGUCAACAAUUGAGAAUGCCGUCAAACGUGGAUGGUGACCUGGGGUACGGUAGCUUGGCGGCUGGUCAGGGUCCCGGUCUGGCAGGCAGCCUGGUCGUGUCGGAGACAGUGCCGCUCUUGAUCCCGGAGUCUGAACCGGAACCGCGGAAAUGGGCACCAUUGACCAAGGAGCAGUUGGAGCGAGAAGCAGGAGGACCGAGAUGGAGGAAGAUUCGUUCUCGGCUGGUCUGGUUCUUCUGGAUAUGUUGGCUGGCGAUGCUCGGUGCUUCUAUUGCCAUCAUCGUUCAGAGCCCCCGGCCGGUUGCCCCGACACUGUUGUGGUGGCAAAAGGCGUUGUUUUAUCGCCUGCAGCCCGCACUGUUCAUGGACGCCGAAACGCAAGGAGCCGGUGUCAUAGCUGUUAGUGAGCGCCUCCCCUACCUGCAGACCCUGGGGGUGGGGGCUGUGGUGCUGGAAGGACUGUUCAGCAAUUCUGUGUCCGCUCUAGACCUCUCUUUGGUGGACCCCAGUGUGGGAACAACACCCCAGAUCCAGCAUCUUCUCAUGGAGAGCCACAAGGCUGGUCUAAAGGUAGUUCUGGACUGGUGUGAUCUGGAUCUGGCUGCACCUGAGGCCCUGGUGAACAACAGCAAUGUCCAGAAGGCCAUUCGUUACUGGUUGGACCAGGGUGUGGCUGGAUUUGGAAUCUGUGACACUGACACAGCCUACUCACAGAAGACUUUGGUGGAGUUGAGAGUUUUGCUCGAGGAGUUCAGCACUCAAGAUGAUGAGAGGAUAGUGAUGGUAACACAGAAAGGAGAUGUCCCGAACACCUCCAGCUCCUCCCUCAACAGCUCAAUGGUUGAGCUGGUCACAAGGUCACUCCUGCCGCAAGCGCAUCACCUCCUGUCUACACAGGAAGUGGCAAUUGCCUUGGAAACGCUCCUGGAUACACCAAUGGGAGAUGCAUGGCCGAGCUGGACAUUGGGAGAGGAGUUGGCGUGGCGGCUGCAGAGAGUGCUCAUGGUCCUGAUGAUGACGCUUCCUGGAUCACCUGUUGUGAAAUACGGAGAAGAGAUCAACCCCACUCAGAAUGUUUCUCUGGGCUUGGUGCAAGGUCAACACGCGGACGUACAGAUGGAUGAGGGGAGACGUCAGCGUUCGGAGGUGUCUCUCUUCACCUCUCUCAGCCACUACAGAGGACGAGAAGAGGCCCUGCUCUUCGGGAGCCUCUCCUUCCUCUCCUUCAACAGCACCUCCCUCUCCUCCUCGUCCAGCAACUCGUCCUCCCUCCCCUCCUCCUUCUCUCCUCCCAUCCUGGCGUUUCUGCGUUCCUGGGGUUGCGUCCAUGUCCUGGUGGUGGUGAACUUGGGAUCAGAAACCCACGCUCUGGACCCCGCUUGGGCCCCUAGCUUGCCCAGCGCCGGAGUGUUCAUGACCAGCACAGGGAUGAACCGUUUAGGAGCCAUUUCCCUCGAUGCCCUGAAGCUCGGACCACAGGAAGGCAUCGUCAUUAAGCUGUUCCAGACAGGAAGUUACAGCCCUUAGUCCUCGCUGGGAGGGAGGGGGGGGUGACUUUGUGACACGGAGAACCAGAGGACUGGGAUUGUAAUAGUAAAAAAAGUUUUUUUUAAAGGUGACGUUCAAGAUGGCUAAAUAGUAACAAUAAAAUGUGAAGUAACGAACAUUGUUUUUAUUGUACAUCUCAGCUGCCAUUAGGGGGAGCCACACAACUAUGGCACAGUACAUGAGUCAGUCUAACAUGUUUACUCUCUUCAUUUCGUAUGACAACAUUGUCUUCUCCGACUGUAGGUCCCAUUAAGAUUGUCUGUGGACAGCAUAACUAUUGUUUGUCUAAC